CACCGCUGCGUGCAGUCAGCUCCGGGGAGCUUCUCCCUCCAGAGCCCCAUCAACUCGCCUUCAGCUUGGCGUGCAACUCUUCCACCUUCCUUUGCAGGCUCGCUGGGAGACAUCUCCAAAUCCUUUGUCGAUCUCACUGACCCCGAUGAAGUCAACAGCUAUUUUGCCUUCAACGUCACCUCGGCGCUUUGUCUCACCUCCACCGCCCUGAAAGCCUUCGGGAAGCGCCCCGGCGUCAGCAGGACGGUCGUGAACAUCUCUUCGCUCUGCGCCGUGAAGCCCUUCAAGAACUGGGCGCUGUACUGCAGCGGGAAGGCCUCCCGGGACAUGAUGUUCCAGGUCCUGGCACUCGAGGAGCCCGACGUCCGCGUGCUCAACUACGCGCCGGGUCCUUUGGACACGGACAUGCAGCUCUUGGCCCGGACCAAAACCGGGGACCCUGAGAUGCGUCAGUAUUUCCAGGGCCUUCAGGAGAGCGGGCAGCUGAUAGACUGCGCCGUGUCGGCCCAGAAGCUGGUGAAGCUCCUGGAAGAGGACACCUUCUGCUCCGGCGCCCACGUGGAUUUCUACGACGUCUGAGCUGCCGGCCCUUCGACUCUCGCCUUCGGGCUUUGCUUUCCGCUUCUGUCUGCUGAGCUGCGUCUCUGGUGCCUCCUGUCUCUGCAGCGUGCUCGCCGCCCGGGCUCGAGCGCUGGGGUGCUGCGCAGCUUUUCGGAGCAGCUCUCGGGGCGCCUUAGCAGUUCUUGUAGUGCCCCAGGGCGGACGGGGGAAAUCAUUGCUUCACUGUGCCGUCAGUGCUGAGCUAGAGCCCGGGUUACGCGUCCUCGGGCCCCGGGGAGGGCUUGCGAUUCCCACCCGAGGACCUUGCGGCGUAGGUCUUGUCCUACCUGACCACGCCACUGGGUUCGCUGAGCCCUGACCCGCAGCAGCCUGCCGGAGCAGGGAUUUCACAGCCGUUGGAGACGGGAGGGCAGAGGGGGUGCCAACAGCUUACCCGACCUCUCCUGCUGCUGCUCGAGGAAUUGUCCCUGGGCGAGAGUUGUGCUUUAAGAUGUGGGGAUAAAAAAAAACCCUUUCCCCACCCUAGAAAUGCACACUCUAGAAAUGCCCAGCGUCCCCUUCCCGGCAGCAACAUCCCCGCAGUCCUCUUCUGUCUCAGCCCCUUGCUUCAGAUUUUUGUCUACCCUGAUCUACUGUCAUUAAAUAUGUCAUGCGUGGUCUGGGCUGUCUGCUGUGA
This is a messenger RNA of Struthio camelus australis, 1237 nucleotides long. NCBI's taxonomy places the organism in Eukaryota, Metazoa, Chordata, Aves, Struthioniformes, Struthionidae. The record is from RefSeq and is a predicted model, not a curated record.